Messenger RNA from Mytilus trossulus (common blue mussel), 2047 nucleotides. RefSeq lists its product as uncharacterized. The transcript is spliced from 7 exons. Lineage: Eukaryota; Metazoa; Mollusca; Bivalvia; Mytilida; Mytilidae. The record is from RefSeq and is a predicted model, not a curated record. The coding region runs from base 193 to 1446 and encodes 417 amino acids.
UCUUUAGGGGUUUUUCCAUUUCCAUUUCUGAAUUUUUAAACGAAUUAAUGUAUUGGAUUGCAAUUAUUUUACGAAUAAAUGAAAUGUUCAAGACGUACAUAAACAUAGAGUAAUGCAAUUAACGUAUUUCACAAUGACAAAAUGGACGACGGAUACUAUGAAUACUUUUGCAGCUUGGUUCAAUGCAGAUGAAUGACACAGAUGGAAGGCAAAAUCAACAUGUAUUUUGUUGUUGCUGUAUUCAUAAUUGCUUAUUCUGGAGCUGUCGGAGCUCACUUAUGUUCUGCAAUAACCAAAAUUGACUGUACGCAUCCCAGCUUAAAUGCAAGAGUGUGUUUCUGCAGAUGUUUGGAUGCUAAAAUCAACAGAGAAUAUUUGGAAGUUAUAUUCUCACCUUGUGAAAAACUUUUGCAAAAAUGCAAUUUCUAUAAAUUAUGGUUGGAGGUUUGGUUUCAAGAUGAAGAGGAACAAAUCGUCGGCACUACAGAGGUCUACAUUAAUCAUAAAAGUGAAAAUAAAUCGGAGAUAUUUCCUUUGUACGAGUUAACAGAUUCGCUUCAUCAAAAAUUGAAAUUGAACAAACGGUACACAGUAUCGAUUCAACCAAGAUGUACCAGUUGUGAUGAUUUUUGUGAAUUCAUGCCGGAUAUGGAAAUACCACCGGCUGUGGUAACAAGUCCUGCCAGUAUCGAACAUGAGGAUUCAAGAAAAUGGUUGUAUCUGGCAGUUGUUAUGAGCGUUUUUGUUGCAAUAAUGGCCGCAGUUGUUACUUUGAUUUUGGUCUGUAGAUACAAGAAGACUGAUCAAGAUUCACCACUGAACAACAUACACACACAAUAUUCAAGUGUGGGAAAAGACGUCGAAAAUAAACCAACAAUGCACUCAAUGGACCGCAUCGAUAUUCCAUUUUCAAGGCAAAUUCAGAUAAUAUCAGGGCAAGGAGAACAAGAAACCAAACUAAACAAAUCUAAAAAGACCAUAAAUAUUAUAUCAUUGAAUUCUGACAAGAUAUUAAUUCACGAGUUACUAUCAUUCAUACCCACCACUGUUUUCAAGAUUGAAGUAUUAGAUCCUGCAGCCUUUGUCGUUGAAAAUCAAACCGGAUACUCAUUUCACGACAAAAUUUUGGAAAAUAGAACAAACAUAGUCAUUCUUAAUAACAUUGUAGUAAAAGAUAUGUUUUGGAGUUGCAAUAAUAAUGGACCUAUAUCUAAAUGUUUAAUCUUAAUAAAGAAGGUAAUGACAGAUGAAGAUCUUUAUCCUUCUACAUAUUUUAUGUCGUUUGAACCGGAUUUAGAACUACUAAUUCUUAAUUUUGACACUUUUAAUGUUUUCAAGAGCAUUUUACAGAAAUUUGAUGAUCUUUCUGGUACAUGCAAAGAAAGGGUUAAUAAAUUUAAUAAUUUUUUAAAUCGAAUAGAAAGCAAUGAAUUAGUCGGCAUUUAACAGAAUUGUUAAAGACAGCAGAUACAAUGGCAUUUUAUGAAUUUUAAUAUCAGCAUUUAAGAUCUUUCUUAAAUCUAAUUUAUCUUAAAGUCAACCCUUUAUGCUCAGUUUAUUAUUUUAUCUUACUGUAUUAUCAUUGUAACCAAUAAAAACAAAAAAUAUGCUCUAAUGCCUUCUUUCAUUAAUGUGUAAUGCUAUAAUCAGACUGACAUCUAAAACAUUAAAUAGAUAAAAGACUACUUUGCAUUUUUUUAAAUCCGUUUUUCAACGGCUAAUUUAUGUCGUCAGAUUCACAUUUGAUACGUCAUUAAUUUAGAGUUUCACUUGAGUGAUAUGCCACAUUAAAGUCCCAUCGUCUGUACUUUGAACCCAAAAUGAAACUUACCAAAAUUAAACAAACCAUGAAAAUGGAAUAUCGUUCAGAUACAAGUGUAUGGAACGAGGAAACUGAGUGUGAAAAUUUAUAUAGUUAUUUUGUAAUAAAUGUUUACUCUUCGUCGCUAACAAACUGUACUUGCAUCCAAUAAUAAUUUCAAAUUGUGGCGACAAUCAUAUACACCAAUACAAAUAAACACUCCCGAUUAAUCAUUAAAAGUUAUUA